AUGGAUGUUGACAGGACAGAAGUGAUUCGGACUUGCAUAAAUCCCAUCUUCUCAAAGCUUUUCACAGUGGACUUUUACUUUGAAGAGGUUCAGCGGCUACGAUUUGAAGUGCAUGACAUCAGCAGCAGUCACAAUGGGCUGAAAGAUGCAGACUUUCUUGGUGGCAUGGAAUGCACUCUUGGGCAGAUUGUUUCACAGAGAAAGCUCUCAAAGUCCUUAUUGAAACAUGGCAACACAGCAGGGAAAUCGUCCAUAACGGUAAUUGCUGAAGAAUUGUCUGGCAACGAUGACUAUGUUGAACUUUCCUUCAGCGCCCGGAAAUUAGAUGACAAGGAUUUCUUCAGCAAAUCAGAUCCAUUUCUGGAAAUCUUCCGAAUGAAUGACGAUGCAACACAGCAACUGGUCCAUAGGACUGAGGUGGUGAUGAAUAAUUUAAACCCAGCCUGGAAGUCCUUUAAGGUGUCCGUAAACUCUCUGUGCAGUGGAGACCAGGAUCGCAGGCUAAAGUGCAUAGUUUGGGAUUGGGAUUCCAAUGGCAAGCACGACUUUAUCGGAGAAUUUAGUUCAACAUUCAAGGAAAUGCGAGGAGCAAUGGAAGGGCGACAGGUGCAGUGGGAAUGCAUAAACCCCAAAUACAAAGUCAAGAAGAAGAAUUACAAGAACUCCGGCAUCGUCAUUCUUAACCUGUGCAAGAUUCACAAGAUGCAUUCGUUCUUAGACUACAUCAUGGGGGGCUGCCAAAUACAGUUUACAGUAGCGAUAGAUUUUACAGCUUCCAAUGGUGAUCCCCGGAACAGCUGUUCUCUUCACUAUAUCCACCCUUAUCAGCCGAAUGAAUACUUGAAGGCACUGGUAGCUGUUGGGGAGAUCUGCCAAGACUAUGACAGCGAUAAAAUGUUCCCAGUCUAUGGUUUUGGAGCCAGGAUACCUCCGGACUAUAAAGUCUCUCAUGAUUUUGCAAUCAACUUUAAUGAAGACAACCCAGAAUGUGCAGGGAUUCAAGGAGUUGUCGAAGCCUAUCAGAAUUGCCUCCCGAAGCUUCAGCUGUAUGGGCCUACGAACAUUGCGCCCAUCAUUCAGAAGGUGGCGAAAUCAGCAUCGGAGGAAACCAACACAAAGGAGUCUUCGCAAUAUUUCAUCUUGCUCAUUCUGACGGAUGGCGUCAUCACAGACAUGGCCGACACCCGUGAAGCCAUUGUCCACGCUUCCCAUCUCCCCAUGUCGGUCAUCAUCGUUGGAGUUGGAAAUGCCGACUUCAGUGACAUGCAGAUGCUUGAUGGAGACGAUGGGAUCCUGAGAUCUCCCAAGGGAGAGCCUGUUCUUCGUGACAUUGUUCAGUUCGUGCCAUUCAGGAACUUCAAACAUGCAUCCCCAGCUGCGUUAGCAAAAAGCGUUUUGGCUGAAGUUCCAAAUCAAGUGGUGGAUUAUUACAAUGGGAAAGGGAUUAAACCAAAAUGUAUGUCAGAGUAUGAGUCUUCCAGGACACUAGCUCCUUGA
This is a messenger RNA of Gekko japonicus, 1497 nucleotides long. RefSeq names its product copine IV (gene CPNE4). The transcript has 15 exons. Gene Ontology annotation, cellular component: plasma membrane. Gene Ontology annotation, molecular function: calcium-dependent phospholipid binding. NCBI's taxonomy places the organism in Eukaryota, Metazoa, Chordata, Lepidosauria, Squamata, Gekkonidae. The coding region runs from base 1 to 1497 and encodes 498 amino acids. The record is from RefSeq and is a predicted model, not a curated record. Gene Ontology annotation, biological process: cellular response to calcium ion.